This is a messenger RNA of Lathyrus sativus (Indian pea), 1476 nucleotides long. The record is from the annotation of a GenBank genome assembly. Lineage: Eukaryota; Viridiplantae; Streptophyta; Magnoliopsida; Fabales; Fabaceae.
AUGGCGGAAUUUGAACCUCCCUCAUUCUCUCUAGGUCUCGAUCUCGACGACACUCCCCCACCUUCUCCUCCUCCUCCCUCCCCCAUCCCCGACCCGCUCCUUCAAGUCCCCGACUCCGAUCCGGAAACCCGAUCCGAUCCACCUCCUCGUACACUAAAACGCCUCCGUCGAGGCCCCCCUUCCUCCUCCGUCCACCACAUACCGCAACCGCAACCUUCAUACUUCGACGCCGACGAUGAUAUCGAGGAGUUCUCUUCACCAGAAAAGCCCGUUCAAGGAUGUCGCAGUUCGGUUCAGAAUCAGAAUCGAUCUAUAUGUAGCAGCUCAAAAGUUUCAUUGAGAAGUGCUGGAGUUUUAACUCAUUCAUUUACCAACUCUUGUGAGAAGAAUAAAAGAAAACAUGCUUCUAGUCCUCUUCGCAGGUUUCAAUUGCUUGAUUCUGAAGAUGAUGAUGAUGAUUCUGAUGAUGAUAUGUUUGGUGAAGAUAUUGGCGGUGUUAGUAAAGUUGGCCUCUCAGUGGGGCAAUUGGGUAACCGAAGCGCGCCUUUCACUUCUUUAGAACAAGAUGGAAAGACGCAAUUUGAUGUGAACCAAAGGCGGGAUUUAUGGAAAGAUCCUUCUCCGGUGAAGAAUUUUUCUGUUCCUACACCUGCGUUCAAUGAGAUGUAUGAAGAGUACUUUAGUUCUGCCAAGAAUGCGGAAGUGCCAAGAUCAGGGAUUGGUAUAUCUGAAAAUCAUUAUGAGAUGUAUCAUGGUGUUGAUUCUGGUUUGCAGCAGGAUGAACAGAUAUGGGAGGCAGCAGGUCCACUUCCUCCUGCUCAUCAUUAUUUUUUCCAUGAUGAUCAAAGAAUUCAACAUUUGGUUCGGAGUCGUCUGUGUAAUUUUUCUCCGUUAGGUGUCAACGGAGUGAAUCAGCAACAAAAUGUCUCCCACAUUGAUUACAUAGGACAAUUUGACAAUAGAGGAGCUUCUAAAACGCCAGAAGUUCAGAAAGGACGUGUUAAUGGCUCAACAAGCAGAAGAAGCAAAUCUACAAAUUUGAAUGUUCAAGAAACCUUUAAUGCUUCUGAAGGUUGGGUGGAUCCCAAAAUCAGUUCUCCUCUCGGCAGUGGAACAUCUAGUAGAAAGAAAGUAACAAAGAGAAACAACACUAAGAGCAGUGUGUCAAAAAGAAAAAGUGCACAAAGCAUAUUAAACCCUUCAAAUGUUUCGGGAAGUUGGGUGGAACCCAAGAGCAGGAGUAUGCCGAAAGAUGCAGGGAAAAGACGUGUCCAAGCAAGUGGUCAAUCUGCUAGUCAAUCUACUGGUCAUUGGUUUACAGGACCUGAUGGAAGAAAGGUUUAUGUCAGCAAAAAUGGACAAGAGAUGACUGGCCGAAGUGCUUACAUACAUUAUCGGAAGGAGAAUGGAACAGGAUUCAAGAAAUCGAAAAAGAAAACAAGUACCAAGAAGGCAAAUGCCAAGAAGAAAAACUAA